Momordica charantia (bitter melon) is the source of this 2043-nucleotide messenger RNA. Its product is annotated as Carbohydrate-binding-like fold. Gene Ontology annotation, molecular function: starch binding. NCBI's taxonomy places the organism in Eukaryota, Viridiplantae, Streptophyta, Magnoliopsida, Cucurbitales, Cucurbitaceae. Gene Ontology annotation, cellular component: membrane. The record is from RefSeq and is a predicted model, not a curated record.
UACAGCCAUCAGUGAGGCACGUGUCAGUUCUUGGAUGCACGUGAAAAAUCGUUUUCCGUUCCUCAUCCUGGCGGGGUCCCACCGUUAUAUAAUGGUAACCACCAGAACUCCAUUAAGGCGCGAGUCCGAAGCUUUGGCCUUUGAGAGUCUCUGUCAGUAGCAGAAUCAGAGUGAGAUUCUGAGAGUGAUGGAAACCCUAGCGACCUCCAACUCCAUUAUCGCCAACAACACAGCUCCUCCUCGUUUCUCUGCUUCUUCUCGUUCUCUGAGAGAGCGUCUUCUUUGUGGAGGACCUGAAUUCAUCUCUUAUCGGACGCCUACGAAAUUUGCUUCUUCUGGACUUCAGCAUUUGCCAUCUUUGCGCCGCGGAGGCAUCCAGUUCUUUACCUCUCUCUCUUCUCAUAACCAGGUAGAUACUCAGAAUGAUGCAGUUGAGAAUCAAGACACGAAUCAAGUGAAAACAGUUCGUGUCAAAUUCCAGCUACAAAAAGAGUGCACAUUUGGGGAGCAAUUCCUUGUAGUUGGUGACGAUCCAGUUAUUGGCUCCUGGGAAGUUACAAGUGCAAUACCUUUAAACUGGGCAGAUGGGCAUCAAUGGGCAGCAGAAGUGGAAAUUCCUGUUGGAAAAACAAUCCAGUUCAAAUUCGUACUUCAAGGAAAAACUGGAAAUGUCGUAUGGCAACCUGGUCCUGAUCGAACAUUUCAACCCUGGGAAACAACUAAUACAAUCGUCGUUUCUGAAGAUUGGGAUAGCACUGAAUCACUGACGCUAACUGAAGAAGAAAAGGUUGUUAACCAGAAUGAGGAUUCGCCUAUUGUCUCAGAAAAUUUAAUGAUUGUGGAUCCAAACGAAGGACUGAUCCACAAUACAAAUAAGGAACCGUCAGUUGCUCUUGGUGAUACUUCUAUUGCAGAAAAAUCAUCAGUGGAAUCACAUGAAGAAUUGAUUGAUUUCAGCAUCAUCUCAGCUUCAAAAGAAAAUGGUAGUGAUAUCUCAGCAUUAGAUGAGGAUGCUGGUAACAUCUCACUUCCAGAGGAGAACGCUAGUGACAUUUCUGCUGCCAAAAAUAUCGUGGCAGAGAAUAUAAGCUACCAGAAGGAGAGCUUCAUUCUCAAUUCAAGUAACAAGGUCGUCAGCGAAGUAUACAGCAAUUCAAAUGGGGAGUCAACAUUUACAUGCCAGAGUGAUACAAAGAUAACAGAGGGAAUUGCGGAGAGUCAUGAGAAAGGAGCAACGGUUAAGAUCCUUGGGAAUGCAGAUGUUCAAGAAAGCUCGAUUAACUGCAGAGUUCCCAUUCUAGUUCCUGGUUUACCUCCAACUCCAACAACAUCAAAUGAGGCAGCACCUCAACAUGAAGUCGAAUCUGAUGUUUCCAUCAAUGGAAUUAAUGAAUCUAACGGUCAUGAACUACCUGAGAACGUACAGAUGAAUCAUAAACAGACCCCUUAUCUUGUGGCUGAAGAAGAGAUCGAGGCGAAGUUAAGUUAUGGAGAAGACUAUGAAGAAGAUGACAAAGAAGACGGCCUCCAAAGUGAAAUUAGACAAAAGGAUGACAAAAAUAAAAUUGAGAAUCGUUCCGACUUGCAGGAAAUCAACAAUGAUAUCCUUAAAAAUGACAUGACAUGGGGUCAUAAAACCCUAAUGAAGUUGUUAGCCAAUUUAAAAUUUCUUUAGCAUCAGCUUUAUUGAAACACUGGAAAAGAUUUCCGGAUUUCAUAUUGGGCUCUGUACUAUGUUGCUCCCAAAGAAAUUUUGGGUGGAUGCAGGCUGCGGUUGGGAGAAAUUGUACAUAAUACAUAUGAUCCAACUUCACUAUAUUGUAUGCUACUCAGGGGCGUAAAUAAUUUUGAGCUGCGGAGCGGAAUCUGAACUGCACUAUAAGAAAGAUUCUGGUAAUUUGUGCCUUUUUAGUCGUUUGGAUUGUAUAUGUUUAAUUUAUACAAAUUAAAACGUUCUUUAUUUGCCUGCAUUGUCAAGAACUCUUGUUAUAUAUACAUAUAUGUAUUGUGCUGUUUUCAAGGCCAGACAGACGUAUUCUAUCA